Cyprinodon tularosa is the source of this 2248-nucleotide messenger RNA. RefSeq names its product ras association domain-containing protein 1-like. The record is from RefSeq and is a predicted model, not a curated record. Gene Ontology annotation, cellular component: nucleus; microtubule cytoskeleton. Lineage: Eukaryota; Metazoa; Chordata; Actinopteri; Cyprinodontiformes; Cyprinodontidae. The transcript has 7 exons. The coding region runs from base 316 to 1416 and encodes 366 amino acids. Gene Ontology annotation, biological process: Ras protein signal transduction.
UGUGCAGCUCAAUCUCAUCUUUCACUCUCUUUUUUUUUUCAACUGCUUCCUUCUCGAGCAGCUUGAGCCGACCGAGGAAAAGAUAAAAAAGUAAAAGAUGUUGUGCUGAGGCUGAGGAGGGUCACCGUCCCUCCUCUCAGCGUCCCGUUAUCCGCCGCCGGGCUGUCCUCCUCCUCCACAGCCUGGAAACAGCCCCAUGUUUGUGCGCAAAGUUCAGCUCUGCUCUGAUGGAAGAAGUUAGAAGACAAAGCGGCCACAGCGGAGUGGUUUUCUUCUCUGUUCCGUGAUGAUGUUCAAUGCUCCCUUCCGACGGUCAUGAUGUCUUGGGGGGAGUUUAUCGAGCUCCGUGACCUGAACUCUAGCAGUGGGCAGAUGGAACUGACUGGCCUGCGUUCGCCAUGCUCACCCCCGCGCCUGGAGAGAACCAACGCCUUGAGGAUCAGCCCAGGGAAGGUGCCCGACCUCCUGAGCCGCGUGGGCAUCAUCAGGGUUCUCAGCAGCUCCCAGGACCCCGAGUUUGUAGAAGAGAAGGGAGAGGGGCAUAACUUCCAACCCUGCAGCCAUGCUCAGCCUACGUGGUGCGACCUGUGUGGUGACUUCAUUUGGGGCCUUUACAAGCAGAGUCUGCGGUGUGUCAACUGCAGGUUUACAUGCCACUACCGCUGCCGUGCCCUGAUUCAGCUGGACUGCAGCUGGGAGCGUGGCUCAGCGGCGGACCUCACAACUGUUGUGGAGCACACCAUAGAGACAGACACGAAUGUGGACGAACAAGUCGAACAUGGGAAACCAGAAUGGACUACUGCUGAAAUUCUGCAGAAAGUGAAGGAAUACAACUCCCAGAUCAAUAGCAAUCUGUUCAUGAACAUGAACAAGGAUGGGUCCUACACUGGUUUUGUGAAGGUACAAUUCAAGCUAGCACGGCCUGUGUCGGUUCCAGCACCAAAGAAAGGAGGUCCUGAUGCUGGAGGGAGGCGAGCCAGCGGAGUGAAGCGCCGCACCUCCUUCUACCUGCCAAAGGAUGCCUCAAAGCAUUUGCACAUAAGCUCCCGUACGUCUGCUCGUGAGGUCAUUGAGGCUUUGUUGAAGAAGUUCACCGUGGUGGACAAUCCCGGCAAAUUUGCACUGUUUGAGCGCAGCGAGCGCCAUGACCAAGUUUAUCUUCGUAAGCUCUCUGAUGGCGAACGGCCGCUCCGUUUACGUCUGAAUGCGGGGCCCAAUGAGAAGGUCCUCAGUUUUGUUCUCAAAGAAAAUGAAACUGGUGAAGUUAAUUGGCACGCUUUCUCCAUGCCUGAGCUGAAGAACUUCCUGCUCAUCCUUCAGCGUGAAGAAGAGGAACACGUCAAGCAGAUUGUGAAAAGAUUUACUUUGGCUCGCACCAAGAUGCUGGAGGCUCUGUCCGGCUCAACCCCAGGCUGAAACCACUCUGUGCUCGGAGUUUGCUGUGCUGCUCCUGGCUGGUUGCGACCAGUCACUGCUGCAUGCAAAGACUCCGGAGAAAGAAACAGAAAAAACAACACCUCUUGGAUGAACGAGAGAGUGAGAUAGGGCGCAAACUGGGAGAGAAAGAGCUAGCGCGUAUGUACGUGUGAAAUGAUGCGAGAGUUGAGAAGUGCCUUACACCUGGAGAGUCUGAUGUGCCUGAGAGAAUGAGUUAAGUGGACGGAAGACUGGCAGAUAGGACAGUGGUUGUAAUGUUUACACCUAAUGGGUGCCAUCUGAUUAUUCUGUACCUCAGCUAUUACACUUCAACCUAAUUGGCAGUAAGGGUUAAAAAAUAUAUAUAUAUAUAUAUAUAUAUUUUUGUCAUUUCAGAUGUCCUAAAAAUUUUAGAUUUUCUCAACAUAUGUAAACAUUAAUUAUUCAAUUUUACUUCUUAAUAGCUGAAAGGUAUUUGAAUUUUCACCGCACCCGAGUCCAAAGUGCUGCCAUGUCCACUCUACACCCCUGAUGGGUGCAACUCUUUACUUAGGGAUCACUUUGAGUAUGACUGAGUUAUGGACAUUUGUAUGUUAUCAUGAAUGUCAGAGCUGUGCUACAAGUCACUCUAGAUGAGUGGAUCUGCGAAUGACUGUUGCUUUACUUGUUUUUUGAACUGUCACGUCUUUCAUAUCCAUGAUAUAUUUGUUCUGCUAACUGCCAAAAUGUUUGUCCGCUGUUCACGUUUCCUUCAGUCUAUGCACAGUUUCAAAUGUAGCAGAAUGUUUGGCAGAUGUACACAGCAUUUUAUUAAAAGAUAUAUACAUAAAAA